Messenger RNA from Danio rerio (zebrafish), 1769 nucleotides. RefSeq names its product serine and arginine rich splicing factor 2a (gene srsf2a). Gene Ontology annotation, molecular function: nucleic acid binding; RNA binding. The record is from RefSeq and is marked provisional. Gene Ontology annotation, cellular component: nucleus. Lineage: Eukaryota; Metazoa; Chordata; Actinopteri; Cypriniformes; Danionidae.
AUCCGGUUACCGCCAUUUUAGAGUGUUAUCUACUCGGCGUGUUUGUCUCCACUCUCUCGAAUGGUUCGCUAAUUUCUUUGUAAAUCUCGCUGGUAACCGUUUUAUUUCUUCCAUAACAGACUGCUGUAGAGUUAGUGAUUCAAGAUGAGCUACGGCAGACCACCGCCCGACGUCGAGGGCAUGACAUCUUUAAAAGUCGACAAUCUGACAUACCGCACGUCUCCUGAAACGCUGCGGCGGGUUUUCGAGAAAUACGGCCGAGUCGGAGACGUCUACAUCCCAAGAGACCGGUACACAAAAGAGAGCCGCGGAUUCGCCUUUGUCCGUUUCCAUGAUAAGCGGGACGCGGAGGACGCGAUGGAUGCCAUGGACGGCGCAUUGCUGGACGGGCGCGAGCUGCGCGUGCAGAUGGCGCGAUAUGGGCGCCCGCCAGACGCGCACUACAGCCGCCGCGGAGCCCCGCCGAGGAGAUACGGGGGAUAUGGACGGAGAAGUCGAAGCCGUAGUCCUCGGCGCAGGAAGCACAGCAGGUCCAGAUCCAGAAGCAGGAGCCGGUCUCGUUCCCGAAGCAGGUCCCGCUACAGCCGAUCCAGAUCCCGGUCUUACUCUCGUUCCCGGUCUCGGUCCCGAUCCCGCUCCAAAACCCGCACCCCUCGCAGAAGCAAGUCAAAAUCACCUUCCAGGUCCCGCUCAAGGUCCAAGUCCAAAUCUCACUCCAGGAGCCGCACCCCCAGAUCGAACAAAGGAUCCAAAUCCAGGUCCAGAUCAAGAAGCAGACCCAAGUCUCCAGAGGCUACUGAUGACGCUGCUGUUGAAUCGUGAAAUAUGAUGACUGGUUGAAUCUUCAAGGAUCGCAGUGAACAGAUGUCCGUCUGAGGAUACCCAAAUUAUCCAUAUAUCAGACCGAAAGGUUAUUGUAAUUUGGUCUACAUCUUUUUAAAUGAUUUUGUUUCUCCUCUUUUGCCCACAUUUUUGUAUCAAACACAUUUCAUGUGAUAUUAAAUGAUCUUUAUGCCUAAUUGGGGAUAUUAGGUGAAAUCAUUUCUCUUCAUUUUGGUAGUUUGCUUAUUUGUUUUCCCCUUCCCUACUUCAUGUUAUUGAACCUCACAGACUUUAACGUAAGUUCAUUUUAAUUAGUUUUUUUGUUCUUAAUAAACAAUUAUUAAUGGACAGUUUUGGAUGUUGUGCUUUUUCUCCUUAUUUUGACUUAAAAGGACUGGGUAAAGACUGUAAAUUGGCCUCUUUAAGAAUCUUACAAUGUAAAACCAUGACAUCAUUAUUGCCAACAGAGCAGGUCUUGUGUUAUGGUUUAAAUGGGCAAACUUCACAGCCACAUGUCUCUAAUGUUCUCUCUUGUGUAUUUUCUAUGCACUAGGCGCAGUUGCGUAGCAGUUGAGUUUUGCUGGUUAGCUGUUAAGGUGGCGUGUUGCGGUGCAGAGUGCUUGGCUGUUUCCAGUAUUCUCCUGAUUGCUCCUGUGUAACGCCCCGAUUUGUUUAAAUUUGGCUGCUGCGUUUUUAUUUGCAGAAACAUCUUGUGCAAGUCUUUUUAUGAAUAUUCAUAAUGCAGAUGUCUGAGCUUAACUCAUAUCCACAAUAGUUCCAUCAUUCAACAUGCUCAAUUUGUAGUAAUUUCCAUGUGAGUGGUAAUAAAGGUUUCCUUUGUGUAUACCUAAUUCUUUACUGGUCUGUCAGUGUCUCUUAUGAUGUUUGAUGUAAACGCGCAAAUUAAAAGCCUCCAUAACUGGAAAUAAAUUGUAUGUUGAUACAAA